Hypomesus transpacificus is the source of this 3030-nucleotide messenger RNA. RefSeq names its product serine protease 56 (gene prss56). Gene Ontology annotation, biological process: proteolysis. Gene Ontology annotation, molecular function: serine-type endopeptidase activity. The transcript has 15 exons. The record is from RefSeq and is a predicted model, not a curated record. Lineage: Eukaryota; Metazoa; Chordata; Actinopteri; Osmeriformes; Osmeridae. Bases 1 to 2577 code for a protein of 858 amino acids.
AUGCUGCUGGUGUCUAUGCUGCUGAUGAUGCUGGACUGCUUCCUGGGAGCUCCGACAGGGAGAGAGGUCUACAGGAUGCCUCAGAGUGCCCUCAAAGCUCUGUCGGACCGGGGCACGGUGGUUCUGGAGGCGGCUCUGAGCAGCGCCCUCUCAGCUCUGGAGCUGGCCUCCUCGGAGAGGAGCCGGGCCGAAGCCGGCUGCAGGGACUGCGUGCCCUGUCUGUUUCAGGACUGUGGACAGCGCUCCGGAUCCUGCACCUCACCACACAAUGCUCUGUCCGAGCCCAGCUGUGACAUCAUCACCAAGGCCCAGAAGGUUCUGGAGGAGGGUGAGCGGAGCUGGCUGCUGAGCCAGGCCUGUGGGUUCUACCGUCGCCGCUGUCGCCAGGGCGACCAGGACAGGGAGGGGUGCCGGGCUGUCUUUACUGACCCCUCCUGUCCACCUCUCUGUCCUGCCGUCUCUCCGUCUGUCCCAGCAGCAGUGUGUGGUCAGAGGGUUUCGGGUGUGCAGAACGUGACCCAGCCUCGCUCCAGGAUCGUGGGGGGGUCCCCGGCACCCCCUGGCAGCUGGCCCUGGCUGGUCAACCUGCAGCUGGACGGAGGGCUGAUGUGUGGGGGGGUGCUGGUGGACAGCUCCUGGGUGGUGACCGCAGCUCACUGCUUUGCUGGCAGCCGCAGUGAAAGCUACUGGACAGCUGUGGUGGGAGAGUUUGACAUCACAAAGGCUGACCCUGAUGAGCAGGUGCUCAAGGUUAACCGCAUCAUCCCCCACCCCAAGUUCAACCCAAAGACGUUCAACAACGACAUAGCCCUAGUAGAGCUGACCUCUCCGGUGAUCUUGUCGGACCAUGUGACCCCCGUGUGUCUUCCCUCUGGCCUGGAGCCCCCGACAGGCAGCCCCUGUCUGGUGGCUGGCUGGGGCUCCCUCUAUGAAGAUGGGCCUUCUGCUGAUGUGGUGAUGGAGGCCAAGGUUCCUCUGCUCCCUCAGAGCACGUGCAAGAGCACCCUGGGCAAGGAGCUGGUCACCAACACCAUGCUGUGUGCCGGCUAUCUCUCUGGCGGCAUCGACUCAUGCCAGGGGGACUCAGGAGGCCCUCUCAUCUAUCAGGACAGGAUGUCAGGCCGCUUCCAGGUCCACGGCAUCACUUCCUGGGGGGAUGGCUGUGGAGAGAAGGGCAAGCCUGGGGUCUACACCCGUGUGUCUGCUUUCUCUGACUGGAUCCAGGCAGAGAUACAAAAAUCCUUUGGGAGCCGCGAGCCAACUUGCCCGGAGCUGUUGAAGACAUCUGAGCUGUCGGAGGAGCAGCAGAGGUCAGAGUUCAUGUCGCUGUGUCGUUUCUACACCCAUACUUGUCCGCCUGGCCAGGGUAUGGCAGCCUGCAGUCGCAUCGCUGAGGACAAGUGUCACAACCGCUUCAAGAAAUGUCAGCUGCGCUCCUUCCUGCAGACUCUGCUGGAUCUCCUCCAGAGGGCCGAGGACUACAUCAGGGACAAGGUGGACCUCACCUUCUUCACCCAGACUCUGCCUCAGCUGGUGGAGCACAUCUACAGCAGCGCGUUCCCCCACACGCACGCACACAUCCGGGAGAGACGUGACCUCGCGAGCCUAGCAGAACAGCUAGGGGGUGCUGGGUGGUCAGAUGAGCAGGAUCUUCCUCCUCCUCUUCCUGGGCUGUUUGGUGAGGUGGGCCCCCUGGUGGACGACUGGGAGAACUACCUCAGAGGCCUGGCUGAGGAGCUGGACCAGCAGAGAGACUCCAAGCACCCAAGUCAGGAGGAGAAGCAGUUUUUUCAGGCAGAGGGAUCGUCUGUGUCGGAGCUGGAGAGAGAGUACCAGUCCAUCAUCUCAGCCCUGCGCUCCAAACUGGACUCCCGAGCUGCCCCCCCUCGGCUGGCCCUGAACGUAGACAACCCCCAGACGGACCCCGCCCCUCCGGCGGGGGGGGCACCCACCAGCGACCCCAGGAGCCCCUCCCCUCAGGAAGCUCGCGAAUCGGAAUCUGUCCUGGCGGCUCUGCUGGAGGAACUGCGUAAGCUGGGGUCCCAGACUGAGAAUCCCCCCGUGCAGCCGAGAGGACAGCGCCCCAGCCAGCUCACUCCUUCCGGCUCAGCGGAGGCGGGCAGGGUCAGGACGGCUCUGACCUCCCUGACGGCUCCUGAUCAAUCCGCCACCUCGCCCGAUGGGGCCUCCGAGGACAUUGCGACGACCUCCAUUCCCGUUUCCUUUCCUGUCCGGCCGGCCCUCAGGAAGCGCAGGAGUCUGCACAAGAGGCAGACACCAGGGACUGGCGCUAAAGCCUGCGCUGGAGUAGCAGAGUCCACACAGCAUGUCAGUCGGGUCAGAGACUCGUACCGCUGGGUCCUGGGCAUCCCAACAAAGAACCUACGCAUGAACUUCCAAGAGGUGCUGGUGGACCUGAGUUCGAAGAACGAACGGGGCCUGUACGAGGCGCGGGUCAGGGCUACGGUGGGCGGACGACCAUUGACCUUCUACAGCUUGGUGGGGCUGGAGAACGAGUCGUUCUACCGCAGCAUGCCCCGCAUCAUCGCCCUGGCACUCGACGCCCUCAAAACGUAACUCUGCAGGACAGGCCGACCCUGGGAGCCAUGACAGACUCAGAGUCCUGCUGGGAAGAGAGAGCAGGGUGACAGGGGGGACAAGCAGAGGACCCAGAGACUGCUGGGGCACUAAGAGGAUCCGAGACACGUCUCAAAACAAGCAGGGCUGCAGUGGGAACUGCAGAUAGCUCACUCACGCUGAGGGCUUCAUCGCAGUGCUGUAGCAAUGUUACACAGCCAUCAUUAUGAGCGUGUGCUAUAGUUUUUGCUGAAAGCAACAAUAACACGAAUCAUCCCCCUCCAUGGGAGCUGGAGCUACACUGUAGUUGAAUACACAACCCUGAAUGUAUGAAACUGACAUCCACCCAACUGCUUCCAGACAUGGGUUGCCUUGCAAGGCUGGUGUGUAACUGAGUUAGGCACAACCCUUUUCUCACUUAUGAGCCUGUAUAAAAAGAUAAGUUAUUCACAA